AUGAGGACGACGUGUUCGGGGGACCUUCGCGGCGGCGGCGGCUGCGCUGGCAUCCCCUGGGUCCUGUGCACGCUGUGGCUGAGCACCGCCGUCCCCGUCGCCUCUUCGUCGUCCUGGGUCGGCGACGGAAGGGGCCUGUCCAGGACCGCCGAAUCCAGGGCCGCAGGAUUCGUCCGAUGCCCGACCCUCUGCGUCUGUCAGGCGGUGAACCGAGGCAAAAAAAUCACAUGUGACCUGGGUGGUUUGGGAUCCAUCCCCACGCAGCAGAUGGACAAAGACAUCAGGGUACUUCAGGUCACGGCGCCCCCCGAGCAUCCGAACGAGCUGACCAUCGGAAGAAUCUUCCUUCAAUUCACCAACCUCGAAGAGAUUCGAAUCAUGCACUCCAAGGUGCCCGCCAUCGGGGACAGUAGCUUCUGGCCCGGGAAGCGGCUUCAAAUCUUGGACCUCAGUCACAACAACAUCGGCACCGUGAGAGACUCGGACUUCAGGGGUCUCUCGGAGCUGCGCUUGCUCAACCUGAGCCACAACCAGAUAUCGGGGGCUCCCUCGGCGCCGUUCCGGUUCCUGGCAAACCUCACCAGCCUCAUCCUGACCAACAACAAGUUGGAAGCAUUGGCGCCGCGGUUUUUCUACCUUCUGCCGAGGCUGCAGAGGUUAGACCUGGGCGGCAACCCUCUGAGGAACCUGGAUCCCGACCACUUGAAAGACGUGCGUCCGCUGCGGGUGCUUGGCCUUGCCAAGUGCCAGCUGACCAGGCUACAUUCCCUCAUCUACCAGCACCUCUCGAAUCUCGAGUCACUCGACCUUCAGGACAACCAGAUCGCCCAGCUGGCGCCAGAGGAGUACCGGCACUUGCGCAAGAUUCGAAUCCUCCGGCUGGACGGAAACCGGCUGGAGAGGCUUCCCGAGCGCAUCCUGGACGGGCACUCCCUGAGCCAGCUCGGCCUCUCGAGAAACCAGCUGGCAACCCUGGCGCCAUGCGCCUUCUGCAACGCUUCCGUCGAAGACCUCGACCUCUCUCGCAACAGAAUCACGACCGGAGAAGGCGACCCUCUUCGACCGCUGGCGCCUUCGCUGGACAGACUGGAUCUGAGCUGGAACCCGCUGUCUGGGGACUCUGCGGCCGCCCUUGUCAGGAGCCUGACGCGGCUCAGCGUGCUCAGGCUCGAGGGGCUCGGACUUCAUUUCCUGCCCCCCGACACCUUCUCGAACGCACGCAAGCUCCGCGAACUGGGCCUGAGGCAUAAUCGGUUCAGCAGUUUGUCUCCAGGCAUGCUGUCCCCUUUGAAAUCUCUCGAGUUCCUGGACCUGUCAUUCAACCGGCUUCGCGGAGCAGCCCCGGAGUUGGUGCAAGAGCUGGAUUCUCUGCCGUCCCUUUCCAGACUAGCUACUCAUGACAACCCCUGGCAAUGCAAGCAAUGUCAGGUGAUGGAGUUCUCCCGUUGGCUCGCUGAGAGGCCUCUGGACUGCGGGGGCCCGUGUCCCACGUGCGCGGCUCCUGGCAACCUGGCUGGACAGUCGCUGGCCUUCCUGCCCGCCCACGACUUGGAGCCCUGUCGGGAGCCGCUCGUCCAGAGAAGACUUUCGCGUGCCGAGUCUCAGGUUGGCCUUAUUGUGGCUAUCAUCAUCAUCAUGCUCCUGGUAACAGUCAUCGUGGCGACAGUGGUCGUCUAUCGCCGCCAAGGUGCAGUAUACUACACGCAUGAAGACGACCGCAGAAUGUCGACCACCGACGUGAAAAGACCCUCUAUCGUGAUCCAACCAAUGGAUGACGUCAAGGAGUGCUCCAAAAUCCCCUGCUGA
Molecule: messenger RNA, 1806 nt
Organism: Ixodes scapularis (black-legged tick)
Lineage: Eukaryota; Metazoa; Arthropoda; Arachnida; Ixodida; Ixodidae
Product: platelet glycoprotein V
Exons: 9
Coding region: 1-1806 (601 amino acids)
Molecular function (GO): protein binding
Source: RefSeq, a predicted model, not a curated record